This is a messenger RNA of Parnassius apollo (apollo), 357 nucleotides long. The record is from the annotation of a GenBank genome assembly. Lineage: Eukaryota; Metazoa; Arthropoda; Insecta; Lepidoptera; Papilionidae.
AUGGAUCCACUACAUUUUUACGGCAAAACACACGAUGAUGAAUAUCAAAGUCGAGCUUCUAGAGAUCCUUUAUUCAUACCGGAAAGUGAAGAUGAAGAAGAAGACGAAGAGGACGAGGAAUUAAGUGAACCAGAAGCAGGGGACAUUGAGAUUCUUUCUAAUUUUAUUGAAGAAGAAGUGGAAGUGUUGAGCGAACCUUCUACAGAACAAGGCCCUUCUACAUCAACUAAGGGAAGAAAAGUAAAGUUGGUUUGGUCUGAUGAAGGUAUUCGGUACGAUGAGUCCAAUAUUGCUUUUUUAGGAUCUGAAGCACUUCCAGAUGAAAUAAUGCAGUUAAAAAAGAAUUUAAAAAACUGA